UCUCUGUUUGUUUACAUUCCGCCGCAAGUCAUGUGUGGGAGCAGUCAGUGGUGGAUGAAAUUGUGACAAAAUUUACCGGAUGGAAGCUCCAGCACCGACGUCGGUCUGUCCUGCCGACGAAGACCGGCGGUUACGAUGCCGACUAUGUUUUCACACCGGGACCAGCUCUCAGUUGGUGGAGGUUUUCUCCAAAAGCCGCGACCUGUCCAAGCGAGUCAUCAGCUCCCUGGGAGUGAAGAUAAAUCGGAGCGAAAAGGGCGUCCGGAUUUGUACGGUUUGUGAAACUAUCGUCGAUAUCAUUCAAAGCUUCCAAGCAGUUUGCAAGCAAACCAAUCAGCUGCACCACGAUCGGCGGAACUUCCUGCUGUACGAAUCGUUUUGGCCCGGCCACGAGCAGGACGCGGUCAAGGUUACGGAAAAGAUGAUUUUGAAUCACCGCUCCCGGGUUGAUAAGACGUUCAGCGACGUUAGCGCCCUCUUACCUAAGGUUGAAGUAGAAACUCAAAACCGACCGAUGGUAGCAAUUGCGGCCGUCGACUUGGAGAAGGGAGACAAUCCGAAAGAACGCGACGAUAGCAUUCCUGCAACGGAAAUGGUUUUGUGUGAGCCAGAAAUUAAAGAGGAACCUGGAGAGGAGGACCACUUUAUGGAAGAGUUUCCCGGGGAGUUGGAUCAAGAGCAGUCGUUUCCUAGCGACGGGGCUGAGAAAGAUUGGAGUGAUUCGGACAGUGAUUUCCGGAUAGAAGAAGUUGAUUCUGUACCGGGGAAUAGCGAAUCAGAGGGCGAAGAAGAAACUUCAAUUUCGAAGCACGUCAAACCGGCCAGAGAUCGCAAAAAGCAAUCAGAUUCUAUCGAUGAAGAGAAAGAUUCAACACCCAAUGUCAAGAAUCCCCCGCGUCGCCGUGGUAGAAAGAAGAAAGCUGACGCUGAAAAAGAGCAAACCGAGAACGACGAUGAUGAGUACGAGCCGAGGGAAAAGGGCAAGCGAGGACCUCGGCGCAAAAAGGUUCGCAAAUCUGACCCAAGCGUUUGCGAAAUUUGCGGCCAAACCGUAGCUUACUUCGUCAAGGAAUCCCACCACAACCAGCAUCUCGGCAUUCGGCCGUACAAGUGUGACUUUGAUGGCUGUGGACGGACGUACUUUUCGCGCAACGAUUUGAGAACGCACAGCAAACGCCACCAGAUAUCGUACCACGUUUGUGAGAUCUGCGGGCGGAACAUCAAGGGCGUGGAGUGGUUCCGGCGGCACGUAAAAACUCACACGGAGGGACCACAAUUUACGUGUGAGGUGUGCGGCAGCAAGUUCCGCCGGAAAGCGCAACUUCAGACGCACAUGGUCACUCAUACGGGCCUUACUCCGCACGAGUGUGGAACCUGUGGGAAACGGUUUGCACUGAAGUACAAUUUGGAAGCGCACGUGAAACGGCACCUGAAAAAGGAAGAAUCAGAACCCGACAGCAAAGAGGACAAGGAAAAGGAGAAAAUUGAAGAAGGUCAGAAGGAAAGCGUUCCUGAAAAGCGAACGUGGAAGUACUAUGUAAAGUCAGAAUCAUCCGGUAAGAAGCACCACCUUACAUGUGACACAUGCGGUGAAUCGAUCCACAAGCGGGAAAUGGAAGGUCACGUGAACAAACACUUGGGGCGGCGACCUUACUCCUGCGAUGUGCCUGGAUGUACGCAAGCCUUUUAUGGGUUGCGAGGAAUUAAGGAACACAAGAUGGUGGUUCACUCGGAUAAGGUCAUUCGGUACGAGUGCAGUAUUUGCAACAGGUCCAUAAAGGGUUCCGGAACGUUCAAACGCCACGUCAUGAUGCACAAUUCGGACAUGAAAGUGUCCUGCCAGCACUGCGGGAAAAAGUUCACCUCCAAGAGCUACCUCAAGGCGCACGAGCUCAAGCACACCGGUGAGCGUCCGUUUGUCUGUGAAGUUUGCGGAAGCUCAUUUGCCAUGAAGGCCUGCUGGAAGAUGCACAUGAAAACGGUACACCAGCCGGGGAAACCACCCAAGAAGGAGCCGAAGCGGCCGCCGCGCAAGCGCAAGGCUGCCGUAAAAAAGGAUUCGGAACCGGCUGCCGUUCAGAAGCAGGUGAUCGUGGAACCACCGGUGGUGCCCCCACAGGCGUCGUGGACCAUCAACAUCCAGACGGCUGAGCAGUACACGCAGUCGCAACAGCGAAAUCAGCAUCAAGUGACGGCGCCGCAGCAACAACAGGUCAUUGUGCAAAUUGUGGAAGCUCCCAGUUAUGCCACGGUGGAAACGGUGCGGACUGAUCAUUCGUACUGACAAGAAGUUUCCGGCCCGCCACUGCUUCAGAAAAAUCAGAUCUGGCCCGCAGGGCCAAAAGGUUAGGUACCCCUGGGCUACACGAUUGCAGUCAUCAUGCAGUUAACAGUUUGAAGAGAUAGCAGGAUAUUUCCACUUCAACGCCAACAUGAAGCCAAAUGGAAUACCGAGCAACGACAUGCUGUUCAAGAUUCGCCUUUAUCUGAAUUUCCUGAAAAUUGAACCUGACCAAAGUAUCGACGAAAUAACGGAGUCAAAACAAGUUGAAAAUUACAGGACGUGCAGGACAGAGUAAAGAGAAAUUACAGUACUUCGAAGUACACAAGGGAAAGGGGGCUGAAGCUCAGCUUGACUCUCGGAGGAGGAAUGAUGUACAAUUGGUUUUCAUAAAACCUGUUGCAACGGGAACCAUUUGACGAAACCAAACGCCGAAUAUCUCUCUGAAAUCGGACUAUAUGCCUAACAAGGUCAAACAGGUCAAACGUUGAUGUACAAAAGACAAACGGUUCGUUGAAGUCCAGCGCAAUGGUAACACAAGAGUAUGUGCGGUGUUAAUUGAAAUGGUUGGGAACAAAAAAUGCUUCUUCCGCAUAUUAAACCACUUACUCGAUGUAAGAAAGGAUCCUGCGAUGUGCAUGUCAUUGUUGUGCAUACCGAAAGGUGAGGUAGGCGAGGGGCGCGACAAUAGUAAGAAAUUAAAUUAUUUAAUUAAUUAACGGCAGAAAUUAAAUACAUUAACGAUUGUUUACGAUCAAAACAUCGCCACCUCUCCUUACACUACAUUGAUUUGACAGUUUGACACCGCGCGUGUUUGUUGUUGUUUUUGGUGCAAAAUUUGCGUCCUCGAAGAGCAGGUCGAGCAACAAAGUGCAAGCGCAGCACAGGCGAACCGGAAAAGUACGCAGCGCCAUCCAGGGUGGUAAACAGGACGUGCUGGACGAUAUCGAAGCUGGCCCAGGCGGAAGAUUUAUUGGAGAAGGCCAUCAUGUGGCACAUUUAGACACACCUGGAUGCUGCGUUUGCUCCUCGACUCCAAUUCUUCCCAUGGGCCACAUAUUUCGGCAAAAAUGGUCCUACGCGGCCCACCAGAAGUUGUUUCCCCUGAUGUUGCGCUAACGUUGCCACCCUCAUCACUGCCGAGUCGUCGACCUCCAUUAGACCCGUGACGACCUCCAUCACCCGGCGGAAAAGCAAUCGCCGGUUGAACGUAAUGAGGACUCUUUCCGGGAACAGAAUGUUGUAUAUUUGUUCACAUCCAGCUUAUGCACCAAAGUCCUUAGCGAUCGGCAAUGUGGCAUUUUUGUUCCAGACCAAGGGGCCGACCU
Culex quinquefasciatus (southern house mosquito) is the source of this 3609-nucleotide messenger RNA. Its product is annotated as zinc finger and SCAN domain-containing protein 2. Bases 80 to 2284 code for a protein of 734 amino acids. Gene Ontology annotation, biological process: regulation of transcription by RNA polymerase II. Lineage: Eukaryota; Metazoa; Arthropoda; Insecta; Diptera; Culicidae. Gene Ontology annotation, cellular component: nucleus. Gene Ontology annotation, molecular function: DNA-binding transcription factor activity; zinc ion binding; RNA polymerase II cis-regulatory region sequence-specific DNA binding. The record is from RefSeq and is a predicted model, not a curated record. The transcript has 7 exons.